AUGUACGAAGCAUGGUUACAAGUGAAGAGAGAGCGAAAACAAGCAAUUGUGGAAGCAGAGCGCAGGGCAGAAGCGGCGCGACAAGCAUACAAAGCAGCCCUUCAAGAUGUCAACGACGCUAUCAGACCUAACCAACAACAAUGUGCACCAAGCAUGUACCAAAGUUUCAAGAAGAAGAGCACCCCUAGUCCCUAUUUCGAGGACAUUGUAUUUGAACAAGAUAUCAAGGAACCAGAGCUGCACUGGCAGGAAAGGAAAAUGCUUAGUACCCUGGACAGGUGGUAUAAGCUGAAAGAAUUUGAUGUCCAACCACCUGACGCACUCCGGUUACGAGAAACUCCCAAAACAAUAGCUCACGCACUAGGCUUCACAAAAUUCAAACUUCCAAUACCACAACAACACCACCUCGCUUUUACAUACAUGUUAAACCCCGAAGCAAACCCUGGACCCCAGUAUAAAGCAAAAGGAUACCAAACAAAACAACAAGGCUACGAUCGUGCCAUGGUUGAAGCAGCCAGGGUGUACUGA
This is a messenger RNA of Zychaea mexicana, 528 nucleotides long. RefSeq lists its product as uncharacterized. The coding region runs from base 1 to 528 and encodes 175 amino acids. NCBI's taxonomy places the organism in Eukaryota, Fungi, Mucoromycota, Mucoromycetes, Mucorales, Lichtheimiaceae. The transcript has a single exon. The record is from RefSeq and is a predicted model, not a curated record.